CGUGCACGUGCAGCUAGCCAUGCAUGAAAUAAUGUUGAUGCUCCUCCUCGUUGUGAUGGCCGUCCUUUGGAGGUGGAGCGAGGCGGUCAUGUUGAUGUCGGCCCUGGUUCGGAGUCUAUCGCAGCAGCCUGCUCUAGUUGUCACGGACCGCGUGACCGCGCACCGCCUCCUCAUCCGCGGCAGCGCCGGGGGCUCCUUCUGUAACCGUCCGCCCUCCACCACGCCCAGCGCUGUCCUCUCGCGCCGCCGCUUCCACAACCUAGGCUCGGUGCCCUACGGCCCACUCUGGCGUGCCAUGCGCCGCAACAUCACCGCCGACGUCCUCCACCCGUUGCGCCUCCAUCGCUACGCCGCCGCGCGCCGCCGCGCGCUGCGCGGCCUCGUCGUAGACCUCACCAAGCAGUGCACGUCCACACAGGGAGGCGGAGGACUAGGAGUAGUCCUCGCUGCAGAGAGUAUCCGCUCGGCCAUGUUCGCCCUGAUGGCCACCAUGUGUUUCGGCGACGGCGUGGACGCGGGGCGUGUCCGCGCCAUGGCCGACGCCCAAAGGGACUUCUUCCAGCUCUUUCCAACGCAGGACGUGUUCGCCAACUUGAGGCUCCCUGGUGCGCUCGCUAGGAUCGUCUACUGCAAAUAGUGGAGCAAGCUAGCCACGGUGCGGCGGAAGCAGGAGGAGAUGUACUUCCCGCUCAUCGACGCCCGUCGAAGACGGCAUCGCCGCCCUGGCGAAACGGUGGCGCAUGUGGACACGCUCAUUGACCUCUGCGUCCCGGACGACGCCUCCAACGCUGGCAUGCAGCGGAGGCUAGGAAACGCCGAGCUCGUGGGCAUGUGCUCCGAGUUCCUCGGUGCCGGGACCGAAGCCGUAGCUGCUGAGCUGCAGUGGAUCAUGGCGUACCUCGUCAAGCGUCCAGCCCUGCAGGAGGCCGUCCGGAAAGAGAUCGACGAUGCGGUCGGCACGGACGCCGACGAGGUUAGCGAGGAGCUUCUCGAGAAGAUGGACUACCUGAACGCAGUCAUUCUGGAGGCGCUCCGGCUCCGUCCCAGUGCGCCCUUUGUGUUUAGGCAGGUGAUGGAAGGAGGCAACGUCGUCCUUGACGGACGACAUGUUCCGGCGGGCACGGUGAUGAAGUUCCCGUCGGGGUGUCUCGUGCUAGACGAGACAGCGUGGGCUGACCCGAACGAGUUCAAGCCUGAGCGAUUCCUGGGGAGCAGUGGUGGUGAAAGGGUGAGCCUCUUGGCGGCGGCCGGCAGUGCGGGAGAGAUCAAGAUGAUGCCGUUCGGUGCCGGGCGGCGUAUGUGCCCCGGUAUGGGCGUCGCCAUGCUGCACCUGACCUACAUCACGGCCAACCUCGUGAGGGAGUUCGAAUGGAGAGAGAUGGGUGGAGAGCUCGCCGUCGAUCUCGAGCCCAGCAUCGCUUUCUUCACCCUGAUGAAGCGGCAGCUGCGCGCUCACCUUGUGCCUCGUUGUCAGGACAAGCAGAUGAUGCAUGCAUCUCUAGGAUGAUGCAUGAUGUGAUGAGUUCUUGGAAGGGAUGCUCUUGUUUCCGGUCUUGUCAUGUGUUGUACGUAGCUGUCUAAGGUAUAUUUCGCUUAUAAUUUGGCCCAAGGACUCUUUUUGUAUUGGUUUGUGAAAUUUGAUUCCUGAAAAAUGUUGCGCUUAUAUAUGUUGUUGUUGUUGUGGAUUUUCUUUAACGGAAAGGCACUAUAGC
Molecule: messenger RNA, 1712 nt
Organism: Hordeum vulgare subsp. vulgare (domesticated barley)
Lineage: Eukaryota; Viridiplantae; Streptophyta; Magnoliopsida; Poales; Poaceae
Product: cytochrome P450 89A2-like
Exons: 2
Coding region: 677-1507 (276 amino acids)
Cellular component (GO): membrane
Molecular function (GO): oxidoreductase activity, acting on paired donors, with incorporation or reduction of molecular oxygen, NAD(P)H as one donor, and incorporation of one atom of oxygen; iron ion binding; heme binding
Source: RefSeq, a predicted model, not a curated record